Suillus paluster is the source of this 1720-nucleotide messenger RNA. RefSeq lists its product as uncharacterized. The coding region runs from base 182 to 1594 and encodes 470 amino acids. NCBI's taxonomy places the organism in Eukaryota, Fungi, Basidiomycota, Agaricomycetes, Boletales, Suillaceae. The record is from RefSeq and is a predicted model, not a curated record. The transcript is spliced from 3 exons.
GGGGGACUAGAUGUUGAGUUCUUCAUUGCAUGCCAAAGCUAUUUUCGGGUCACGUGUGCUUACGGCUCGUCUCACACUGGCAGCCGAACAAGACACAAACAACUUGUGAACACGUUCGCAAAACGUUCACAUGCUUUCUGACCUGAACCAGCGCUACGAAAUUCAAAGUUGACUUGAUAACAUGAAAAGAGAAUUGAAGAGUGAAUAUGAUGCUGGGGCAGAGGAGCCCGUAUCUGCUCUUGAAGGAGGCGAUUGGGAGGAUAUCCCAGACAAGGACGUCAGUGCAGAGCGGUUCGAUAACUGCGACUCCUUCAGUGCAACCAGCACUUUUACGGAUACCUCGAAAGCGAGGCAUCGCCCUGGUUCAAAGACUGUCUUCAUCGCUGACACCGCUCGGCGUAGUCGCCCCGCACCUCUACGGCAGAAGCGCAAGAAGAGUCCCAUAGUAGACAAAGAGCAGAUCAAAGAAGCGCUUUCCACCGGUGCCCAUCACUCAAGCGCUUAUAUCCUCGACGUUUUCCUUCGAGCGGUGCGAUUGAUGCGUAUACCAUUAUCAGUAAUGCUCUUCCUUUGGAUGAUGACAUUCGUGAUGGUACGCCUUUCGGGUGCGUUGCGCACAGCGUUUGCCCCGAUGUGUUACCUUCCUUUGGUAUCGAGGUCGGCGCUGUGUGCUCCGCUAGACCUCACUGCUUCGCAUGAUCCAAAAUGGGCGGAUUUCCCGCAACUUAUGCAGGUCCAGGGCUCGACUUUUGAGCAGCUCUUGGAUGGGUCGGUCGGAGGGUCUGAACUUUCGCUCGAAAUCCGGAAGGCUGAAUUCGCCACAGCUGACCUUACAACGCUCGUGCGACACAGCGACCUGAAGUCUAAUGACGUCCUAGCUGAUCUCUUGACAACGUUCGUCAAAGAUGCCAAGAAGACGGCUAGGAGUCUUACAAAACUCAGUUCGAAAAUCGGUGGCGCUGUAGACAACAUCAUGGCAGUGAAUGGGUAUGCGAUGCGUACCAUAGAAGAUGCGGAGAAGAACGCACCAUCGCCGUAUUCGCUCACAGCUUUGAUUCCGUUCCGCACUGGACCCACAAACCAAGAGGUGAUAGUCGGCGCAUUCACCAGUGCGAUGGACACCUUCUCUAUAGCAAUUCAACGGCUUAUUCUGGAAGCCGAAAUAUCCCUGCACAACUUGGAUAUACUAGAGGAAGAUCUGUCCGCUGUCCGCGAAGCUGUGCAACGCGAAGACAAUUCCAUCACAGCUGAGCAUUCUGAGCUUUUGGGAGCGCUAUGGACAAGGCUGGGCGGGAACAAACACGCAGUAAAGGAUAAUGAGAAACGUCUUCAUUUGCUCAAAGACCUUGGUGACUAUCGGAAACAAGCACAGGCACAUGUUGUUGCCGCACUCCACACACUGCAUUCGAUGAGCGAGGACAUGGAAGAUUUACGAGAGAGGGUAGCGGCUCCUGAACUGGUUGAUGGACGAAUCCCACUUCACGUGCAUAUCGAGAGCAUUCAGACGGGACUUCAGCGGCUACAAGAGGGCCGGGUGAGAGCGAAAGAGAGGGAAGAAGAGGCGAUGAGAAGAGUGAUAUUCGGUACCGAUUGAGUCGAGAGGCACGUUACAUGUUGCUAAGCUUCCUUCGAUUGCGUGUGCUUGGCUUGUAUAUAUUACUAGCAGUUACCUAUGUACGGGCGGGUCAUGUGUGGACUACCUUGGCACCAAUCCGUGAGA